This is a messenger RNA of Ceratotherium simum simum (southern white rhinoceros), 4247 nucleotides long. It is a transcript of the gene ARHGEF18, whose product is annotated as Rho/Rac guanine nucleotide exchange factor 18. Gene Ontology annotation, molecular function: guanyl-nucleotide exchange factor activity. Lineage: Eukaryota; Metazoa; Chordata; Mammalia; Perissodactyla; Rhinocerotidae. The record is from RefSeq and is a predicted model, not a curated record. Gene Ontology annotation, biological process: small GTPase-mediated signal transduction.
AACCUGCCGGGAGAGGGCCUGCAGGCCUGGACCCAAGAGGGUCUGCCUGGGGGCGGGACCCCAGCAGAACACUCUGGCAAGGAAUGUGACAGCCCUGAGAAAAGAGUGAGGUCACAGUCAGUUCCCAUGUCCUUCGAUGAGAUCAGCUUCCUGGAAAUCUCUCCAGCGUUGGAUGUGCCCACUCCAGAUGUCCAAGGCCUGGAGCCGCCUGUGCUGGAGUGCGUGGAAAAGGACCACGUGGAGCCGGAUCAUGUGCUGAUCGUCCAGCAGGUGCUUCAAGAACUUCGACAGUAUCAUGGGGCCCGGCAGAGGGCUCGCCUGUCUGUCAGCCCAGGAGGAGCCCCGUCGAGCCUCACCUGGUUUGAGUUCCUGUCCGAGAGCGAAGAUGGAGCCUGCAAGAUCGAGAGAAGUAACAGGAGCACGCGGGUGAAGCGCAGACUGAGCUCCCUCCGCAGUCGAGUCACCAGGCAGAAGGAGAAGGGGAAGAGCCCAGUGCCUCCAAAGGACAAGGGCCAGGAUGCUCGAGAUAGGAAGGAAUGUGUCAAUGGGCACCAGCUGGCACAUGGAACCUUCUCUGGCCAAUCCAGCUGCCCCCUGUGCGGCAAGCCCUUUCUGAGCUCUGCGUCCCUGAAAGAGCACCCGAGGGCCACCCUCUUGUCUGAUGGCAGCCCGGCCCUGUCCAGGAAUGUCGGCAUGACGGUCUCGCAGAAGGGGAGUCCACAGCCAGCACCCAGCCUGGCGGGAACGGGGACACGACUUGGACCAGUCACAGGAGAGAUGGAUGAAGCUGACUCUGGAUAUUUGAAAUUCAAGCAGGCAGCUGAUGACUCUCUCUCACUUGCAUCUUCCAAUGCCGAGUCCGUUUUUGUAGAAGACCCCUACACUGCCUCACUGAGGAAUGAGAUUGAGUCAGACGCCCAUGAGUUUGAGGCGGAGUCCUGGAGCCUCGCCGUGGACCCGGCAUACGCAAAGAAACAAAAGAAGGAGGUGGUGAAAAGGCAGGAUGUGCUUUACGAGCUGAUGCAGACGGAGGUGCACCACGUGCGGACGCUCAAGAUCAUGCUCAGGGUCUACUCCAGGUUCCUGCAGGAGGAGCUGCAGUUCAGCAGCAAGGCCAUCAGCCGCCUCUUCCCGUGCGCCGAUGACCUGCUCGAGAUGCACGGCCACUUCCUGUGUCGGCUCAAGGAGCGCCGCAGGGAGGCCCUGGAGGAGGGCAGCGAGCAGAAUUACAUCAUCCAGAAAAUUGGGGACCUCCUGGUGCAGCAGUUUUCAGGUGAAAAUGGGGAGAGAAUGAAAGAAAAAUAUGGUGUCUUUUGUAGCGGCCACAACGAAGCGGUCAGUCAUUACAAGUUGCUGCUGCAGCAAAACAAGAAAUUUCAAAACUUGAUCAAGAAAAUUGGGAACUUUGCCAUCGUGAGGCGGCUUGGCGUGCAGGAGUGUAUUCUUCUGGUGACUCAGCGCAUCACCAAGUACCCUGUGCUGGUGGAGCGCAUCAUUCAGAACACAGAAGCUGGCAGCGAGGACUAUGAAGACCUGACUCAGGCCCUGAACCUCAUCAAAGACAUCAUCUCACAAGUGGACGCCAAGGUCAGCGAGUGCGAGAAAGGCCAGCGCCUCAAGGAGAUCGCAGGGAAGAUGGACGUGAAGUCCUCCAGCAAGCUCAAGAACGGGCUGACCUUCCGCAAGGAGGACAUGCUGCGGCGGCAGCUCCAUCUGGAGGGCACGCUGUGCUGGAAGACCACGUCGGGGCGCUUGAAAGAUGUCCUUGCCGUCCUAUUGACUGAUGUGCUUCUGCUGCUACAAGAGAAGGAUCAGAAAUACGUCUUUGCGUCUGUGGACUCGAAGCUCCCUGUCAUCUCGUUACAAAAGCUCAUUGUGAGGGAGGUGGCCAAUGAGGAGAAAGCCAUGUUUCUGAUCAGUGCCUCGCUGCAAGGGCCGGAGAUGUACGAGAUGUACACCAGCUCCAAAGAGGAGAGGAACGCCUGGAUGGCCCACAUCCGAAGGGCUGUGGAGAGCUGUCCGGACGAGGAGGAGGGGCCCUUCAGCGAGGCCGAAGAGGAGAGGAGGAUGGUCGAGGCCCGCGCCAUGAGGCUGAGGGAUUUCCAAGAGCGAUUGAACUCGAAAGACCAGCAGAUUGCGCAGAGCCUCAGUGAGAAGCAGCAAAUCUACCUGGAGAUGGCCGAGAUGAGCGGACUCGAGGACUUCACUCAGUCACGCCUCCUCUUCCGAGGAGGGGACCCCUCCGAGAACCUGCAGGGGGAGCUGAUUCUCAGGUCGGCCAUGAGUGCGAUCGAGGACAUCCAGAGCCUCAUCUGCAGGCGGCUGGGCAGUGCCAGUGGCCAGGUGGAAGAUGGGGGCGGCUCCACACCCCUGCCCCGGAGGGCAGAGACCUUUGGGGGCUACGACAGCACGAGCAGCCCCGGCAGGAGUGGCAGUUUUAAGAAGAAGGUCGGCAGCAAUGACCCCAGCCCCCGAGACUGGCAAGGCACCGCGAGCAACCCAGACUUCACCCCAGGGGCCUCUGAGGAAGCCCCGCAGGUGGUGGAGGACCUGGGCACAGAGUCUGGCCGCCGGCCGCCCACCAUCCUGGAGUCGGAGCUCAUCCAGCGGAUCCAGACGCUGUCCCAGCUGCUGCUCAGCCUCCAGGCGGUCAUCGCGCAGCAGGACAGCUACGUGGAGACGCAGAGGGCGGCCAUCCAGGAGCGCGAGAAGCAGUUCCGGCUGCAGUCGACGCGCGGGAACCUGCUGCUGGAGCAGGAGCGGCAGCGCAACUUCGAGAAGCAGCGGGAGGAGCUGGCGGGCGUGCAGAAGCUGCAGGGCCAGCUGCGGCUGGAGCAGCAGCGCUGGGAGCGCCAGCGGGAGCGCCAGCGGCAGGAGCUGGACCUGGCCUCGGCCCGGCUGCAGCAGCGCGAGAGCGAGGCGCUGCGGCUGCAGGAGCGCCUGAGCCAGGAGCGCGCCGAGCUGGAGCGGCAGCGGCAGGCCUACCAGCAGGACCUGGAGCGGCUGCGCGAGGCCCAGCGUGCCGUGGAGCGCGAGCGCGAGCGGCUGGAGCAGCUGCGGAGGCUCAAGAAGCAGAACACGGUGCCCGGGGCCCUGCCGCCCGACGCGCUGCCGGAGGCCCAGCCCCUAAGCCACGCCCCCAGCUUCAACGGGGAAGGGCUGGAAGGGCCUGCGGGCCUGGCCAAGGCUCCGGGGCCCCGGGGGAGCGUGCUGCCCGAGUACGCCGAGCGCCCCGAGGGGGCCCGCCGGGACAGCGCCCCGACUGAGAGCCGCCCAGCCAAGAGCGACGUGCCCAUCCAGCUGCUCAGCGCCACCAACCAGAUCCAGAGGCAGACGGCCGUGCAGCAGCAGAUCCCCACCAAGCUGGCGGCCUCCACCAGGGGCAGCAAGGACAAGGGCGGCAAGAGCAGGGGCUCCCAGCGCUCGGAGAGCUCCGCCUCGUUCGACCUGAAGCAGCAGCCGCUUCUCAACAAGCUCAUGGGCAAGGACGAGAACGCCUCCCGGAGCCGCCGCUCGCUGAGUCCCGUGCUGCCCAGCAGCCACAGCCCCGCGCCCCCCCCAGACCCCGGCUGCCCGGCCCCACCUGAUGCCCCCGCUGACUACUUCUCCUUCAAGGCCGGGGGGGCAUCCGUGCCCCCGUCCCCCUCGCCACUGCCCACCACACCACACAACAUGGAAGAAGCCAGCAAGGAAGACGUCAUCUUCUUCUAGGGGGCUGUGGCUCGAGGUGCAGGCCCCUCCCUGUCCUGCCCACCCCCUCGCUCUCUGGGGAACCGCCCAGCUGUCCCUCGCCCCUUCCUGAGCGAACCACCACUGCCGACCACCCGGCGGGGGUCGGGGCAGGGCCAGCGCCAGCCUGUCAUCUCCAGGCUCUUUCCAUAGGAUUAGCACUGGUGUCUGGGUACUUCUCUAAAUCUCUGUCUUCUUAAAUACAAAAAACGAAAGUUUUUAAUCGAAGGUUGAACCAGAGCUAACCCAAGGAGCUGUUUUAAGUCGUAGCCCCACAUUGGGGUAGGGGAGAGAUGGACUCCCAGAGGUUUUCCCAAGGUAGUGACAGCCCAUGGUGGUUCCCCAACAAGCCUGGUGACAGGCCAGGCCUUGGUCUGAGGAGGUGCUGGCUGGCCCCACGGCCACUAGGAGACACUGGAACGUGUCACUAGGGCACCAGAAGGGGCCGGUGGUGUCGGCUCUGUCUGUCGGCAGAAUCAAUUUCCAAAGCAGAAACUAAGCAGGUGCAUGUGAACCUU